UUAAUUUAUCAACGAGAAGGAUAACGAUACUGGCAAAAGAAUAACACUACGAACGAAAGUGCGGCAUGAUGAAUAAAGUGAAUAACUAUGAGCUUAAAGGAAAUUACGAUAACAGCGUGAUAACUAUAACAAGUGGGAUAACUGUUAACGUAAUGGAUAACUACGUGAAUGAAAGGGUGAAACUCAAGGUGUUCUGGGCGUUAAACUAAACCAACCUACAGGCGCAACUCUUCAAUCAUUGUAAAAAAAAACAUUACAGAGAUUCUCGUGAAAGUUUGCUCCGAGGGCGAAUAUUAACGCGAGUGAUGAACAUUGUAUUUAGUCAAGACAAAAUAGUUUAAUAGGUUAUAGUUUAUUUUUCAUGGUUUUCUAACAGCAGACCAUAUAAAUUCAUUCGAGGGUUCUCAAAAAUGGGGACCUCGGUGCUAACAGUUUACAUCAAAACUGUUUGUUUACUGAUCGUGUUACACAACCCGGCGCAUGCGCAAGAGUUGAAGAAUGACAAGUACGACUUAUACGAGGAAGUCGAUGUCGGGACAUUCAUCGGGAAUUUAAGCUACCGGCUCAGCCAGGUCCCGAACCUGAGCUUUGCCCCGAUCGAACUCGGAAACCAGUACGUGAAACUUUUCAACAUCGACAACAGAACUGGCGUCAUCACCACGAGUCAGCGGAUCGACCGAGAGGGGCUCUGUCAGAAGAAAAUCGAGUGCCAGAUCAAUUUUAAGGUGGCGGCGUUCAUUCAGCAAAACCAGCCGUUGUACAUCUUCAUUGAGGACAUCAACGUCCUUGACAUCAACGACAACAACCCGAAAUUCCCCAGUCGGACGGUCACCCUCCCCAUCCCGGAAAACAACGACGAGAAUUUUAGCCUGCUGACCAGCGUGGCCACCGAUGACGAUUCCGAGGGCCCGAAUUCGAAAAUCGCGUACAGGCUUGACCCGCCGGUGAGCAGCCUGUUCGAGGUGAGCACCUCUAAGACCAGGGACGGCCUUGAGGAUCUGGUCAUCACGGUCAAGAAAUCGUUAGACCGGGAGGUCACGUCAUCGUACACGCUCAAGGUCGUGGCCACGGAUAACGGAAGCCCCCAGCUCAACGGCACCAUGCUGAUAACAAUCCAGGUCACCGACCUCAACGACAACGCGCCGGAAUUCGGACAGGCGAAAUACGAGGCGAAUGUCUUGGAGAAUUCGGACAUCACUAAUCCGGUCAUAAUUGUUUCCGCGUCGGAUAAAGACGAGGGGAUUAACGCAAAGCUGACGUACGGGCUGAGCGCAGAAGCGUCAGCGGAAGUGGCCAACAUGUUCAUGGUCGACCCGGACACGGGUAAAAUCUUCACCCGGCUGAACCUGGACUACGAGCUGAAGUCCGUGUACCGGUUUCCGGUGCGGGUCAACGAUAACGGGAGUCCCCAGAAAUCCAGCUUCGCCUACGUGACCAUCAACGUGCUUGACGUCAACGAUAACGACCCAGUCAUCACCAUCAACAGCCCGGGCAGCGUCAGCAUCGUGGAGGACAAGUCCGUCAACGUCUUCAUCGGCAUGGUCAGGGUCAGCGACCGCGACAGCGGGAACUUCGGGAAGGUCAGCUGCGCGGUCAACGACCCCAACUUCAGCCUUGACCCCGUGAGCACCGACGUGUACCAGUUGAAGCUGAUCAACGUCCUUGACCGCGAAGAACAGGCGGUUCGAAAUGUUGUGAUCACGUGUCAAGACGGAGACGUCCGGCCGCGUACCACCUCGACCACGUUGGUACUUCCGGUUCAAGACGUCAACGACAACGCCCCCAAAUUCACGCCCAGCUCGCUGUUGGGCUCGGUCAUGGAGAACAAAAACCCCGGGACGUCGGUCGUGCGGGUGAUGGCCGAGGAUCUCGACGAGGGCGAAAACGCCAGGGUCACCUAUGCCUUGACGGGCGGCGAAGACGAUCUGAACCUCUUCACCAUCAACGAGGUGACCGGGGUCAUCACGACGACCGAAUCGCUGGACCGCGAGCUCAAGGCCGAGUACCGGAUAGAGGUCACCGCAUCCGAUCACGGCGAACCCGUGCAGAAAACAUCCGCCACGGUGACGAUUAAAGUUCUGGAUGCCAACGACAAUCCGCCCAAAUUCCGACGUCCGGCCUUCUUCAACACAAUUGUGGAAAACUUACCUGUAGGAUCGCCAGCGGGGGACGUACCUGCCUUUGAUGACGAUUCCAAAGAUAACGGCAGAUUCGCCUUCUCCAUACUAAACCCCACCGAAAGGGACGGAAAAUUUUUCACCAUAGAUCCGGACACCGGCCUUCUCAAAUCCGCCGCGACAUUCGACCGCGAAACCAAAAGCCAGUACAAUUUCCGGGUCAAAGUUUCCGACCCGGAACUCGCCAACUACUUCGACAUCGCCAACGUCACGGUGACCAUCGAAGACGACAACGACCACGCGCCUGUGGUCAUCCAACCGCCGGCGACCAACCGGACAUUUCACUGCCAGUUCAACACGACCAUCGGGACGGUCAUCACGACUUUUGUCUCCAUCGACGAGGAUGACCCUCGCAUGGUGGACAUCUCGUACGAGCUGAACGAGAUUCUCCCUCCCAAACAGAAGAGCCCUCUCUUCGCCAUCGACACCUACACCGGAAACCUCCGAGUGGCCAGGCAGAUCCGACCGGAAGACGUCGACACGCAUAAAAUGGAUAUCGUCGUACGAGACGGCCCGACGCCUACGUCACAGUCCUCGCUCGUCACCAUAUCCAUCGUCGUCGAGCCCGGUAGUGAAGAAGCCAUGAGGGCUUUUAACUCGGACACCUCCAAAACCAACACCAUCAUCGUCAUCAUCAUCGUCGCCGCCACCAUCAUCCUCGCCAUCGUCAUCAUCGCCGUCAUCUGUCUCCUCCGCCGCGGAGACAAAAAACGGAACCCCCAACCGCCCAGCCCUCACGUCAUCAACAACGACAGCAAACUUUACAACGCGGCCAAAUGGGUCAGCCAGGUGUCUAUCGGGCCGCAUGACCUUGAACCUGAAGAGGUGCGGGCGACCCUGGAGGUCCCGGGCGAGAAGAAGAAGAAAAAGGAGGUCAGUUUCUCUUUAGAGGACGACGUCGUCGGCUCAGCCGACACGACGACGGGGUCACACGCCAGCGUCUUCACGCCCUCCCCCAAGACGAUACAGCGUGGUGAUGGAAUACCAUUUCGUGUG
Physella acuta is the source of this 3173-nucleotide messenger RNA. RefSeq names its product protocadherin beta-5-like. The record is from RefSeq and is a predicted model, not a curated record. Lineage: Eukaryota; Metazoa; Mollusca; Gastropoda; Physidae. Gene Ontology annotation, biological process: homophilic cell-cell adhesion. Gene Ontology annotation, cellular component: plasma membrane. Gene Ontology annotation, molecular function: calcium ion binding.